GCAAGGAUGGAGAGCACAACGAGCCGGGAGGAGCUUUGCAUCGAUUGCAGGGGGGAGCCAAGAUACAGUUUUGCCGUAUGGCCCCCGUUUAAACCCUGAUUUAUUCAUUUCCGCGAGUGGGGGGCAAAAAUGUUGCGCUUGGGGAAAAAAUUAAAAUUAAAAUUAAAUGUUGCGCUUGGAGACUUUGCAAGCAGCCAAGGAACAUUCUUCUCCACAAACAGGAAACGGAUCUCUCUUUUGAGUUUCGGUUUCUAUUCUGCCCGAGUGAGCUCACUGCGUUGCUUAUAUAAUCUGAGAGGGCGAGGCAAAAGUUUGCAGGCGGAGGUAGCAUCCUGCAGACUGCUGGAUCGCUGGCGAGGGGAAGUUCGCUUCCUGCGAAAUUCAGCCUCCUCUCUGGAAAAGGGAAAAUGAGCCGACCUCUGAGAUCUAAGCUGGAGAGCUUGCAGUGCCACUUCACCUGGGACUUCGAGUUCAAGGACAAGGUGGAUGCCUUGCACACCUUGCAGACCCUGGCCCCGCAGGCCCAGCACACCCCACACCGCAACCGAGGCGCCUACCUUGCCAUGAGGGCCUACCUCCAGGACUUCCAAGGGAACUACGAGGAGGCCCUGGACAGCCUCCGAGAAGCAGAGGGGGCUCUGAAGAGGGACCACCCCGCCAACUUCUCCCGCCAGGCCCUGGUGACCUACGGCGACUACGCCUGGGUCUACUACCACUUGGUCAAUUAUGACAUGGUGGACCUCUACCUGGGACGCAUCCACGACAUCUGCCGGUCCUUGGCCAGCCCAGAGGCCUACUCUGCGAUGAUCCCUGAAGUCCAUGCUCAGAAAGGCUGGUCCCUCCUGGCCGGGGGCUUCCGGAACGGGGACCAGGCCGCAGAAUGUUUCCGGAAGGCGCUGGAGGCGGAAGAGUCCAACGAGGAGUUCCAGGCUGGACUGGCCAUCUCCGUUUAUGCCUCCUACACUCAUUCCUGGACCACCGAAAAACGGGAAGAAGCCCAGAAGUUGCUGGAAGAAGUCGUCGCUCACCAGCCGCAGAACUACGAAGCCAAAGCUUAUUUGGCUCAGACACUUAUGGCGGUGGACACGGAAAGAGCGCUCUUCCUCGUGGACGAUGUUGCCCGGGAGAGCGUGAACCCUGAAGUCCUCCGAAUCGUCUCCAAGCUGUACAAGAAGCAACGCUUUCCCUGUACCAUUUCCAUUCUGAGGAAGGCCAUUUCCAUUCUGAAGAAGGCCAUCGCCCUAGAUCCUGGCUACCAUCUCCUACACUACGACCUUGGCAUGGGCUACCUGCAGAUGUUGGAGCACUCUCUAAGUGAUGUCAGAGAAGAAGCCAUUGAGCCUGCCAUUGAGAGCUUCAAGCGCGCUCUGGAGAUGGAUCCUUUCUCCAUCUUCACCCGGCUGAAGCUGGCGAAAGCUUACGGUGAGAGGUCACCGGCUUACGAGGAAGAGAUCUACCUUAACCUGAUGGAGGAGCUCCCGGGAGCCAGCAAGAGAUGCCAGCAGUCCAUCUACAUGCACUGGGGGGACUUCCUCCUCCACAAGAAGGGGAUGAAGAGCCAGGCCCUAGAGAUGUACCAGGCGGCCGCCAGGAUCCCCGGAGACCACUCCCUUGAGAGGAAGCAGCUGGAAAUUCGCCUGAAGGGCCUGGCGAGGAUGUUCAGGGAAGACGGAGAAAUGGACCAAGCGAGCGCUGUCUACAGCUUCCUUAAAGAAACAGGGCUUCAGGUUACAAGUCAACAGGACGGAUCGUGGCGAAGGGGUUCGUGGCGAGGGAACGGCAGGGCCCAGCAGUGAAGGACCUCCACACUCACACACUCGCAGAGAGGCAGGGGUGGUGGCUCUUUCCUUCCAGUUUGGGAAGAGGCUCUUCCUGCAGCCUCUCAGCCCCUGGACCCUCCAGCAGGUUUUGCUGGGGGAAAAGCUGAUUUCCAUGAAGUUUCAUUGCAUUCCCCUCGCCGCACUAAAGGAGAGAAAAAAAGCUUCCAGUUGUGUUUAUCUGCAAAAAAUGGUUUUCUAGAAGUGGCAUUGCUAAUAAUAAUAAUAAUAAUAAUAAUAAUAAUAAUAAUAAUAAUAAUACUAUUAUUUUAGUCCUGGAUCCUGCAAGGGUUGAAAUCCAAUGGAGGAUUCCAUUGCUGAACCAAGGAGCAAGUUUCUUUGUGGGAUAAUGGCUGUAGUUGCCACGCUAAGUACUGCCAUUCCUUCUCUUGAAUAGACAUGGGUUUCCCAAUCUUUUCCCCCCUCCAGACUACAACUCCCAUCAUCACUAGCUAGCAGGACCGGUGGUCAAGGAUGAUGGGAGUUGUAGUCCAAAAGCAGCUGGAGACUCAAGUUUGGGAAACUCCGAGUUAGACAAAGGCUGUUCAGUGCAAUGAUCAGUUUGUUUGGCGCUUGAUUCCAAGGCUGUCAGUAUGGAAGAAGCAAGACCUUUGGGGGUGUUAAGUCUGCGAGCCCCUCCAUCUUGGGCUCAGGUUGUAUAUAUGCUGUGCAAAUAAACCAUAUAUCCUAAAGA
Molecule: messenger RNA, 2511 nt
Organism: Podarcis muralis (Common wall lizard)
Lineage: Eukaryota; Metazoa; Chordata; Lepidosauria; Squamata; Lacertidae
Product: interferon-induced protein with tetratricopeptide repeats 5-like
Biological process (GO): defense response to virus
Cellular component (GO): cytosol
Molecular function (GO): protein binding
Source: RefSeq, a predicted model, not a curated record